Molecule: messenger RNA, 1788 nt
Organism: Mycena indigotica
Lineage: Eukaryota; Fungi; Basidiomycota; Agaricomycetes; Agaricales; Mycenaceae
Product: Carboxypeptidase S
Exons: 10
Coding region: 1-1788 (595 amino acids)
Cellular component (GO): fungal-type vacuole lumen
Molecular function (GO): metallocarboxypeptidase activity
Source: RefSeq, a predicted model, not a curated record
AUGCACUCUUUCUUUUCUCCCACUACGUCCAGUGGGGACGCAAAACUCGAUGUCGACACCCUUCCAGGAAACGACAGACCCUCGCGCGCCCGGCGGGCCCGCAUGCCGCUUAUCGUUGGCGGUAUCGCAAUAAUAGUGCUCUAUCACGUCUUCCACUCCGUAUUCGUCCCAGGAUGCACUGCAAGGUCCACCCCACUUUCGUUUGGCCACUUGAACACACAGUCAGUAUGCCCACAAGAAGACGUUCUGACUCCCACCAAAAAUUCCGACAUGUGGUCCCGGACGAACGAGCUGUACUCGACGCAAUCGUUCCGUUCCCGGGCGGUGCGACGGUUGGGCGAGGCGGUUAAGAUUCCUACGGAAACAUUUGACGCGAUGGCUCCUGUUGGAGAGGAUUCUCGUUGGGAGACGCGACAGCCGUUUGUGGACCAUCUAGCCAUGGAAUACCCGUAUACGCAUAAAUACUUAGAGCUCCAGAAAGUCAACACGUAUGGGCUUAUCUAUACGUGGAAGGGCACAGAUGAGAGUCUCAAGCCGUUAUUACUGAUGGGCCACUAUGAUGUUGUUCCCGUCGCUCCUCUCAGUGUCGACCAAUGGACCUUCCCUCCGUACUCAGGUCAUUUCGAUGGCGAGAACGUUUGGGGUCGCGGCAGCUCGGAUGACAAGAGUGGCGUCAUCGGCAUCAUGACGACUGUCGAAACCUUGCUUGAGCUGGGUUUCAAGCCAACACGCACGAUCGUACUUUCAUUCGGUUUUGACGAAGAGGCGGGAGGAUAUCAUGGUGCAGGUCAUCUCGGACCGGCACUUCUUGAAAGAUUUGGGCCAGACUCCAUGGCUAUGAUCGUCGACGAGGGUUCUGGCUUCUCCGAAAGCCACGGUGCGAUUUUUGCUGCUCCAGGUAUUGGGGAAAAGGGCUCCGUGAAUGUGCAAGUGGACAUUCAAACUCCUGGUGGCCAUUCCAGUGUUCCUCCAGAACACACCUCCAUUGGCAUGCUCGCCGCCCUUAUCGUGCAUCUCGAAAACAACGCACCAGUGCCCAAGCUAACUCCUAAUACACCGGCUUUCCUCAUGACACAAUGCCUUGCUGCCCAUGCUCCCAGUAUGCCGUAUAGUGCUAAGCAUGCUAUCCUACAUGCAGACAAGAGCAAAAAGGCAAUGAAGAUCGCUGAAAAGUUCCUAUUCCAAGAUGGGAUGAUCAAGGCUCUUGUUGGAACUACUCAGGCAGUCGAUAUUAUCCACGGAGGGGUCAAGAGCAACGCGCUGCCCGAGCAGGCGUCGGCAAUAGUCAAUCAUCGCAUCGCAACUCAGAGCUCCGUCAAAGAAACCAUUGACCGCGAUGCACAGCUCGUCAAGGCUCUCGCCGCCGAAUUUAACCUCUCCGUGACGGCCUAUGGCGAGCAUCUGACUCCCCUCGGGGCUCCUGCAUAUGGAACUCUCGAACUGACCGCACCCCAAACCCUCGAGCCUGCACCAAUCGCUCCGUCCGAUGCGAAACCAUUCAAGUUACUUGCAGGGACCAUACGGGCCGUCUUCAAAACCGCUCGCGCUGACACGCUCGAUAAGGACAAGGAGAUAUUCGUUAUGCCAGGAAUCAUGUCCGGCAACACCGACACGCGAUUUAACUGGGAACUUUCUGACCACAUUUUCCGGUAUGGUCACGGUAAUAUGGUCAUCGGGGGCUUGAACGGAAUCCAUACUGUGAAUGAGCAUAUCAGCGCUGCUUCCUUCUUGGAGAUGAUCACGUUCUUCACGACGCUCAUACUGAACGUUGAUGAGGCGCAACUUUGA